AUGGCAAUUUAUCCUCUAAAUAAAUCGAUGCGCUUCCAAAAAGAAUUAAGAGAGCAUAAUAGACAUAAAAAACAAUUUAUUGAGAAUAAUAACACACUUAAUUGUAGAAGUGUAAAUUACAAAGCAGAAUUUAAUUUCCGUGUAUUAUCUGCUAUGGUAAUGGGCUACCAUUUUUGCAAGACUUUGGACUUCCUUGGUCACAUAUGCUAUUUAACUGUCAUGAUAAAAGCUAGAAAGAUAAAUGCACGAGUGUCAUUGGAAAAAUUAGUACCAAGUAGCUUAAAAAUUAAGAUAAUAAUCUGUAAUAUUACACGCUCUAGCUUUUUGGCUGAGAACGUAAUACACUUGCACUGUCUUAGUAGUGAGAUGUGA
Phycomyces blakesleeanus NRRL 1555(-) is the source of this 372-nucleotide messenger RNA. RefSeq lists its product as hypothetical. NCBI's taxonomy places the organism in Eukaryota, Fungi, Mucoromycota, Mucoromycetes, Mucorales, Phycomycetaceae. The transcript has 5 exons. The record is from RefSeq and is a predicted model, not a curated record. Bases 1 to 372 code for a protein of 123 amino acids.